This is a messenger RNA of Paramecium primaurelia, 1438 nucleotides long. Lineage: Eukaryota; Ciliophora; Oligohymenophorea; Peniculida; Parameciidae. The record is from the annotation of a GenBank genome assembly.
UUAAAUUAAUUGUCAUCAAAAUAUGCUUAGUUGGUUCAAAAAAAAGAAGCCUGAAACUAAUUAACAGUAAUAAGAGGAAAAAGAUGAGAGUGAUUUUGUCGAGGUAAAAUAUUUAAUAAAUUUAAAGGAUGAUACUUAAGUUGUUACUAAUGAGGAUAAAGAAUUGGAGGAAAAAGGAUUUGAUCCUAUAACAUAAGUUUAAGAAUAGGACAAGGAAAAUGAAGGUAUUGCUGAUCCUGAUAAAUUGGAUUAUGUUGGUUAUCAUGAUAUACCAGGAGAUGAAAUACUUUAAUUGGUGCUUAGCUUUAAAAAUUUUCCAAAUGAUGAGGAAAUUCGCCAUGGUGAAGGAUAUGAAAAAGGAGGAAGAAUAUGUGCUGAUAAAAAAGUAGUAAGUAAGGCAAGAAGUGUAGGAAAAGAAAUGGUAAAAUAAAUAGGUAAGAAAAUCCUAUCAGGAUCAUUGAAUCUUACUAAAGUGAGUUUUCCUAUUAGAGUAAUGAUUCCUAAAACUGCAUUGGAAACUGCUGUUCAUGGAAGUAAUAAAUAUAAGUAAAUUAUCAUAGCUUCCAUAUUUCCCUUAUAUAUUACAAAGGCAACUAUGACUCCAGAUUUUUUGGAAAGAUUCAAAUUAGUUAUCACAGCAACAUUAUCUUCAUUUUUUUGGACUAAUACAUUUUUGAAACCUGUAUUAUUGAUAUUAAUUUAGCUUAAUCCAAUAUUGGGUGAAACUUUAUAAGCAUCAUAUAAUGAUGGAACAUAAAUAUAUUGUGAAUAAAUUAUGCAUCAUCCACCUGUAAGUUACUUUUUAGUUUAUGGACCAAACAAGAAGUACAAAUACUAUGGAUAUUAUUUGGUUGAAGGAAGAGCAGGCUUAAAUUCUGUGACAGUAUAAAAUAUUCUAUAUUAGAUUAUAAAUAAAGGUAAGAGAUCAAUUGAAUUCAAUGAUGGGUAAAAGAUAGAUUUUGAUUUCCCUAAUGAACUCUAUAGUGGAACCUUUUUUGGUUAACUUAGAUAGGAAUCUAUCAAUAAAAUUACAUUCCAAGAUAAAGCUAAUGGUUUAUAAUGUAUUAUUGAUAUUGGAAAAGUUAAAAAGAAGUAUAUUUAUAUUAAAAGUUUAGAACUUCUGAUUAUUUCUAAGCAGAUAUUACAUGCAAAGGAUAAAAAGUUUCAACUGUAUAUGGUACAUACAUAGGAUUCAUUAAUUUUGAUAAUGUGAGAUAUUGGGAUUAUAGAUAUGUAACUCCAUUCAAAAUUAAAAUGGAUAAAUAACCACUUGAAAGUGACCACAAAAAUAGAUCUGAUUUACAAUCUUUAAAAAUUGGAGAUAUUCCUAACGCUUAAAAAAAUAAAGAGCUUUUAGAAAACUUAUAAAGAAAUGAUAGAAAACUUAGAGAGUAAUACGAAAAAUAAAAGAAAUCAAAAAAGUGAAUUUAAAGUUAGU